Symbiodinium sp. CCMP2456 is the source of this 265-nucleotide messenger RNA. Lineage: Eukaryota; Dinophyceae; Suessiales; Symbiodiniaceae. The record is from the annotation of a GenBank genome assembly.
AUGGCCACUCUGACCGGCGCGCAGGCGAUUAGCACCGGGAAGCACUUUUCCUCCAUCCUUGCCUCAGAUGAAGUUUUGGAGAAAGAGAUCGUGGAUGCUGGUCGUAAAUCUGGAGAGGGCGCCCACCCGGGUCUCUUUGCGCCAGAGCUGCUUCUGUCAGAGUUCGAUUCUGAGUUUGCGGACAUGAAGAAUUCGGUCAAGGAUCGGUCCAACGCACAGUCGUCCUGUGCAGGACUGUUUAUCUACAAGCACCUGAAACAUGCAG